Messenger RNA from Balaenoptera ricei (Rice's whale), 1218 nucleotides. RefSeq names its product spindlin 1 (gene SPIN1). The transcript has 6 exons. Gene Ontology annotation, cellular component: nucleoplasm; cytosol. The coding region runs from base 259 to 1047 and encodes 262 amino acids. The record is from RefSeq and is a predicted model, not a curated record. Lineage: Eukaryota; Metazoa; Chordata; Mammalia; Artiodactyla; Balaenopteridae. Gene Ontology annotation, biological process: regulation of DNA-templated transcription; gamete generation.
CGGCGCCGUCUGGCUCGGUUGGGCCGGGGCGGGAGCGCGGCGCGGGACGGCAGGGCCUGCGGGCUGCCGACGGCGGCCUAGGUGGCCGGCAGGUGAGAGUACUUAGGAUUUCACGUAUUUUUGCUGAACUUAUUAAAAAAAGGCGCUUGGGAUGAUGGAUUAACAAGAACAUUGAAAUUCUGUGAAAAGUUUCAAAUUGGAGCAUACUGAAUUUUCACCCUAGUCCAGCAGCUCUGCUGCUCACUUAAAUACAGAUGAAUGAAGACCCCAUUCGGGAAGACACCUGGCCAGCGGUCCAGAGCUGAUGCAGGCCAUGCUGGUGUAUCUGCAAGCAUGAUGAAGAAACGGACAUCCCACAAAAAACAUCGGAGCAGUGUGGGGCCGAGCAAACCUGUUUCCCAGCCCCGGCGGAACAUCGUAGGCUGCAGGAUUCAGCAUGGGUGGAAAGAGGGGAAUGGCCCCAUCACCCAGUGGAAAGGAACCGUUCUGGACCAGGUGCCUGUAAAUCCUUCUUUGUAUCUUAUAAAAUACGAUGGAUUUGACUGUGUUUAUGGACUAGAACUUAAUAAAGAUGAAAGAGUUUCUGCGCUUGAAGUCCUCCCUGAUAGAGUUGCAACAUCUCGAAUCAGUGAUGCACACCUAGCCGACACAAUGAUUGGCAAAGCAGUGGAGCACAUGUUUGAGACCGAGGAUGGCUCUAAAGACGAGUGGAGGGGAAUGGUCUUAGCACGCGCCCCUAUAAUGAACACAUGGUUUUACAUCACCUAUGAAAAAGAUCCUGUCUUGUACAUGUACCAGCUCUUAGAUGAUUAUAAAGAAGGCGACCUUCGCAUUAUGCCCGAUUCUAAUGAUUCACCUCCAGCGGAAAGGGAACCAGGAGAAGUUGUGGACAGCCUGGUAGGCAAACAAGUGGAAUAUGCCAAAGAAGAUGGCUCUAAGAGGACUGGCAUGGUCAUUCAUCAAGUAGAAGCCAAACCGUCUGUCUAUUUCAUCAAGUUUGAUGAUGAUUUCCAUAUUUAUGUCUACGAUUUGGUGAAAACAUCCUAGAUGUCAUCACGAACUUUGCCAAAUUUGUGGAACUAUUAAAUGUAUAAUUUGUAGACAUAAAGACUUGAUUGCUUUCCAGUUUAAUGAAAGCUUAAAUGUCCCUGCGAACCCACAAUCUCUGCCAGCAGAACUGGUUUUGUUCUGAAUAGUACAGAUUUAUGUGAACACAAA